CUCUCUUACCUGCACGGCCACGCCCUGGUGCACCGCGACCUGAAGCUGGACAACGUCCUGGCCUUCGACCGCCACUGCCACCUGGUCAAGCUGGGCGACUUCGGCCUGACGCGGGUGACGGGCUGGCAGGUGAGCCCCGCCCCCGGCCCCGCCCCCUACGCCCCGCCCGAGCUGCGGGCUCACCUGCGGCCAGGUGAGGCGGGGCUGCGGCUGGAGCCCGCCGUGGACACCUGGGCUUUCGGGGUGCUCCUGUUCGCCCUCCUGACCGGAACCUUCCCCUGGGCCUCACCUGAGCCCUCCGACCCCGCCUUCCGCCGCUUCCGGGCGUGGCACGGCCGCACCUGCAGCACAGGUGAGCUGAGGGCGGGGCUGCCGCGCACCUGGCGCGGGCUGGGCGGGGCCGCGCUGGAGAUGCUCAGGGGGUUGAUGCACCCGGAGCCGGCGCGGAGGAGCCCACCUGGGGAGGUGAACAGGUACCUGCGGAGGAGAUGGGCGGGGCGGGGCGGGGCGAGGGGGAGGCCGGCAGGUGAGGGUGGACAGGUGAGAUCGGCAGGUGAGGGGGGACAGGUGAACUCUGAGGAUGGACAGGUGAGCUCUGCAGGUGAAAAUGGGAGUGCACAGGUGAGCACUGGGAGUGGACAGGUGAGCUCAGCAGGUGAGAAUUGGAGUGGACAGGUGAGAUCGGCAGGUGAGAGGGGGAGUGGACAGGUGAGCUCUGAGAGUGGACAGGUGAGCCCUGAGAGUGGACAGGUGAGCUAUGAGAGUGGACAGGUGAGCUCUGCAGGUGAGAGUGGACAGGUGAGCCCUGAGAGUGACCAGGUGAACUCUGAGAGUGGACAGGUGAGAAUGGGAGUGACCAGGGAGCCCAACAGGUGA
Molecule: messenger RNA, 876 nt
Organism: Malurus melanocephalus (red-backed fairy wren)
Lineage: Eukaryota; Metazoa; Chordata; Aves; Passeriformes; Maluridae
Product: serine/threonine-protein kinase SBK1-like
Exons: 2
Biological process (GO): peptidyl-threonine phosphorylation; peptidyl-serine phosphorylation
Molecular function (GO): protein serine/threonine kinase activity; ATP binding
Source: RefSeq, a predicted model, not a curated record